Molecule: messenger RNA, 2398 nt
Organism: Oreochromis aureus
Lineage: Eukaryota; Metazoa; Chordata; Actinopteri; Cichliformes; Cichlidae
Gene: noctb
Product: nocturnin b
Exons: 7
Coding region: 612-1760 (382 amino acids)
Biological process (GO): circadian rhythm
Molecular function (GO): poly(A)-specific ribonuclease activity
Source: RefSeq, a predicted model, not a curated record
GAAAAAACAGUUAUCAAAGCCAGCGCAAAGGUAAAAUUGUGUGUGUGUGUCUAAAGCGGUACCAAGAACCCAGGAGACCUGAAGACCAGUGCUGCAGAUAUGUGCUGUGCUCGACCUGACGCUGUCCUGCUACAGGCCCCAUUAGCCAUUUAAUAUUACUCGGGCAAACUAAAUGAGAGGCAGCAGAAACUCUACGUGAAACCGUAAUAUCUGGCAACCCCGGCAGCUGUGGCCGGCCUCCCUGCCUGCGCUGGAUGUUAGCUGUGGUCCAUCUGCAUCUGACUGAACCUAAACAUCACCCCCAAAGCGGGUACGCCAGGCCUCGCUGUGUGACAUUUGGUGAGACUGGUUUCCUGUAUGACUCCUACCAGCAGAUGGCAGAAUAGAUCUGGCUUUUCCUCAGCGUGACCUUUCCCUGCAGUUACAGGGUCAAACGCACACCCACUCGUACUUCCUCUCAACAAAAACAGGCACACACAUGUAUCCAGAGGCACGUACUCAAAGGGCUAAAUACUGGUUUACUAAGACAGAACGAAAAACAAGGCUGCAGCUGCCAAAAAGUUGGUUUUAAGAGGAAGCCGUCAUUUUAUUCCAGUAAAGAAGUAUAUCCGAUGGGUGGAGGGGCCACGAAGCUGUACAACGCUCUGACUCAGCCCCUCAGCAGCACCACCUCUCUUCUCCCCUUCCCUUCUUCACAUCUGAACCCCCAACUACCUGCAUUCACAAAGCUGGAUCCAGAUUUCUGCCCGGAGGGGUCCUCUCCAUGUCCCCCUGAUCCAGAGGAGCUGCUUCGUCAGUGCGAGGAGGCCCUCAGGGACCGACCACCUCGCUUCGACAGGAAAUUCGUUCACCUCGGUGAUGGAGACGGCGCCCCCAGCAGUGUCAUCAGGGUGAUGCAAUGGAACAUCCUGGCUCAAGCUCUGGGCGAAGGACUCGACAAUUUUGUCAUGUGUCCUUUGGAGGCCCUCAGCUGGUCCCGCAGGAAGUACCUCAUCGUGGAGGAAGUCCUCACCUACCGCCCCCACAUCGUGUGCAUGCAGGAAGUCGACCACUACUACGACACCUUGCAGCCGGUGCUGGCAGGUUUGGGUUACAGCAGCCACUUCUGCCCCAAACCGUGGUCUCCAUGCCUGGGCGUUGAGGGCAACAACGGCCCUGACGGCUGUGCGCUGUUCUACGACGAGUCGCGAUUUGAGCUCCUCGACAGCGUCAACAUACGACUCUCUGCCAUGAGGAUUCCAACCAAUCAGGUUGCCAUAGUGACCACACUGCGCUGUCGGAUCACGGGUAAAUGCGUGUGCGUGGCCGUGACACAUCUGAAGGCUCGUUCUGGCUGGGAGUGGCUCCGCAGCACUCAGGGGUCAGACCUCCUUUGGCAUCUCCAGAAUGUGGUCCAGAAGCAGCCCGGCGACCCUGCCGCCGACAUACCUCUGCUCAUAUGCGGGGAUUUCAACGCAGUCCCAAAUGAGGAGGUGUAUCGGCGCUUCGCCACAUCGUCUUUCGGCUUGGACUCGGCCUACAAGAAACUCAGCCGGGACGGUUUGACGGAGCCGGAGUACACAACGUGGAAGAUUCGGCCCACGGGGGAGUGCUGCAGUACUCUGGACUACAUCUGGUACACCAAGGACACGCUGAGAGUGGACGCCGUCUUGGACAUGCCCACCGAGGAGGAGAUCGGGCCAAACAGGCUUCCGUCCUUUAGUUAUCCAUCCGACCAUCUCUCUCUGGUUUGUGACUUCAGCUUUAAGGAGGAGGAGUGAGAAGGAAACAACAAACCGGCGCACCGGAAGUGAUGAUGCUGUGGAGUCGAGGUUGGCUCUUCCUCCUCGCUUUAUCGUGAGCAGACCAGGAGGUCACAUGUGAGUGAUAAAGACAGUGUGCCAAAACAUGGCCAAGACUUUAAUGAGACACUGACUGUACCUCUGCAGCACGGGAUAGUCCAGCUGCAGGUGUGCUUUACCUGUCGUCAGACUGCACACACGUACUUUAAGAACUCUGAAUGUUGUGCUUCAUGCUGCUGAUGCACUACAGGACAGACGUGGUCGGAGUAUCACACACAUAUGAGGUGGAAUCAGGAGGUUUCUCACCUCUUAACAUCCUGCAGGCCACUCCGAUUUUCAGAAAACCGUGUUUCCAACUCUGGAUCUUUCACCAAUGACCUGAUGGAUGUUAAGAGAUUAAAAUGAGUGAAUUUUUCUAUUUGUAUUAAAAAAUAAAUAAAAAUGGGCACAACACAGUCUGGAAAUGCAUCGGAUAUCAUCUGCUGUCUUCGUUUCUGGCGACAACACAUAUCUGUGCCAAGACUUUAUGUUCCUGCACCUUUUUCUUUUUCUUUUUUAAAUUUUGAUGAAUGCAGAUAAAUGAAAAACUAAUAAAGAUACAUGGUUGUUUGGCAGAA